UAGUUGCAGCAACUUUUGAUGAAAAAGGCUUGAUCGUAUAUUUGACGAAGAAAUUUAUGUUAUCACCACAACAUCACCAUGGGAACGUCAUUGACGUCAUGAUUGACGUCAACUUUCUCCGAUUAGUGGAUGUGAACGAAGAGCUCCAAAACAUUGAAGUUUUUCUCCAAAUAGAACAGUGGUGGACAAACCCUCAUUUAACAUGGAAUCCUGCUGAUUAUGGAGGAUUGGAAGUCUUACUUCUGCCAUCCGACCAACUGUGGCAACCCGACACAGUCAUACUUAAUAGCAUUCUUCCUGAUGGGAAGAUAAAUCCUCCCUUAUCAUACAUUAAAACCUAUACGAGGCUGUUUCAUAAUGGAAGUUGCUAUUGGAACAGUCAUCUCGUGAUUGAUAAUGAUUGCAAUAUUAACCUGAAGAGAUUCCCCUACGAUAAGCAUCAAUGCAGUAUUCAGAUAACAUCUCGAUAUCACGACAUUCGACAACUUAGGUACGACUUUCCUCAACACGAAGAAUCCAACGAUAUCAAUCUUGUGAAUAAGGAAUGGAUAUUGACGGUGAAGAAUGUUAUAGAAAAAAACGUAACCCUUCAAUGCUGUCAUUAUCCCGUAUCUUCAAUAAUCCUCCCUUUAAAAAUAAAAAGAAAAUCUCUUGCAUAUUUCGUGAAUUUAUUUAUACCUUGCAUAAUCCUUUCUAUUUUGAUGGUACUGGCAUUUGUCAUCCCGCCAUUUUCAGGCGAUCGACACAACCACAGCCUAACAAUUUUAUUCACCGUGAUUGUUUUCCAACAAUUAACCAUGGACACACUCCCACCAUAUGCUUUUCCAUAUCUGUCAGAGUUAUACUUUUUAACCACCAUACUCGCCUUUGUCAGCCUCUUGAUAACAACCUUAACUAUAAAUUUGUAUUACAGAAAAGGGCGUACGGUUCCAUGUUUUCUUCACGUGAUCAUCCUGGACUGGAUUGGUGCUGUCGUUUACAUGACAAAGAAGCGUUAUAAUUACGCAACAGGUAAGCACGAUCUUGAUCACAUGACCAUAAGGUGCAGUUUUGAUACAGCAGCGCAUAAUACUUGUAAGGAAACCGAAGAUGGUGAAUCAAUUGUUAUUGAUAUGGCGCCUUAUAAUCAUUUCUCUUUUAAAUCUCACGCUUUCGUGGACAAAUCCAACAGAGACUUUCUUCACAUCAGGAAUGCAGAUAAGGAUGAAGCAAUCAAAAAUAUAGCAGAGAAAAAGGAUGGAUUGUCGAAAGAAGAGAACCUAAAAGAAGCACGAGAGGAAAUCGAAAGUUUAGAAGUGAAAGCUGUUGUGCGAGCUAUAGAUCGUUUGUUUUUUACCACGUACAUGAUCGUAGUUUCUGGAUAUUUGCUCGGUACUGGUUACUCUAUUUUGUUUUAGAACUAUAUACAAAAAGGGCGUUUGACUGUACAAGCUGUUUAGCUUGCAGAAAAUUAUAGACAUCAGCAACUAUUUUUUAUCGCGAGUUUAAUUAUUCUAUUUAGGUUUUUGUUAUAUGAAAUAAACAAUAAAUAGGUUUUGUCAAGUCUUCAUUACAUUAAGCUUGCUCCCUAUUAGAAAAAACUACUUUGGUUUGUGUGGAAUCACGUAAAUGAUUCAACGCUCACGCCUGAAUAACGCCCAGGGUAAGUACAAUAUGCUAUCCACAAUGCGUUCACGGAAUUUAUCGACUUCGAAUAGUUAGGUUCAAACAUGUUCAAAGAACCAAUAGCACAGUAUUUAAGUUAAAAAGUUAUAAAAAAAAUGGAUUGCAAAAAAGGAAGAAGCUUCUGCGAGUCCAAAAAUCGCGAAUUAAAAGAAAUAACUUUUGAGAAUGACCUCUUUUAAAUUUUUUCAAAAAAUAACUAGCAGACGAUCUUAGAAAUGUGAAGGAAACUUUCCUCCAAGAUUUUAAUAAUAAUUUGCUCAAGAGGGCUUCAAAUAGCGUGUAAAGCUACCAUAAGUUAAUAAGAUGUUUUUUGAUGUUAUGUAGAACCUACCAUUUUGAAAUCCGUGAAACACGCUGAAUUGUCUAUCAACUCAAAGCAAAAAGAAAGAAAGAACUUGUUUACACCCCUCUUUAUAACAAUAUGCUUAAUAAGAAUAUGAGGCAGGGAUUUACUUAAAUCAAGAAUAUCUUGGAUAAAUAAUUAUCAGGAUGAUUUUUCAAGAAAUACAAAUAAAAACUACUUGUUAUUAUUUAGCUUUCAAUGAAACAUAAAGCGUGUUAACCUUUUUGAUUCCUACGUCUUUGUCUGUGCCUUCUUCUUAUUUUGCCUUCUU
Messenger RNA from Hydractinia symbiolongicarpus, 2279 nucleotides. RefSeq names its product neuronal acetylcholine receptor subunit alpha-3-like. Gene Ontology annotation, molecular function: transmembrane signaling receptor activity; extracellular ligand-gated monoatomic ion channel activity; neurotransmitter receptor activity. Lineage: Eukaryota; Metazoa; Cnidaria; Hydrozoa; Anthoathecata; Hydractiniidae. Bases 57 to 1397 code for a protein of 446 amino acids. The transcript is spliced from 4 exons. Gene Ontology annotation, biological process: regulation of membrane potential; chemical synaptic transmission; signal transduction. The record is from RefSeq and is a predicted model, not a curated record. Gene Ontology annotation, cellular component: membrane; synapse; neuron projection.